This is a messenger RNA of Lizanozyma spartinae, 972 nucleotides long. RefSeq lists its product as uncharacterized. Bases 1 to 972 code for a protein of 323 amino acids. The record is from RefSeq and is a predicted model, not a curated record. NCBI's taxonomy places the organism in Eukaryota, Fungi, Ascomycota, Pichiomycetes, Serinales, Debaryomycetaceae. The transcript has 2 exons. Gene Ontology annotation, cellular component: lysosome. Gene Ontology annotation, molecular function: thiolester hydrolase activity; palmitoyl hydrolase activity.
AUGGAAAGACAGUCUAUAUUGGCGGUAAAUCUGCUUCUUGGAGGAUUCGAACCACUCACCACCACCACCGCUCCCCAAUGGGUUCUCACAGAUAACAGUGAUCAAAUUCAGUUUCCUCCAACUACACCUGGUGGAUGGCCCAAAAAACGUCCAUUGGUGAUAUGGCACGGUCUUGGUGAUAAUUAUAAUUCUAGUGGGAUUAAUAAGGUGAAGGAGAUCUACGGACAAAUGCAUCCUAACAUGUACAUACUUUCUAUUGGGCUUGAUGAGAGUCCUAUAUUCGAUGAGCGAAGGUCUAUAAUGGGUAAUCCCUCUAACGAUAUUGAAUAUGUGUGUGAGAUGUUAACCAAGAAUGGUGAGCUUGAUAAUGGAUUUGAUGCCAUGGGGUUUUCUCAAGGGGGAUUAUUUUUACGAGCUUUAGUGCAAAGAUGUCCGGGAAUAUCCGUUCACAAUUUAGUUACCUUUGGAUCUCCACAUAUGGGGGUACUGGACCUACCUCUUUGUUCAGAUCCCGGAGAUUGGAUCUGCAAAAGACGCAACGAAUAUAUUAAACGAAAUAUCUGGAACGAUGCAAUCCAAAGAACAGUGGUACCAGCACAAUAUUUUCGAGACCCCAAUGAUAUGUCCAAGUAUUUAGAGAAAUCUCAUUUGCUUGCUGAUUUGAAUAAUGAAAGAACCAUUAACACUACUUAUGUCACUAAACUACAAGCUUUAAAUGCCCUUGUGUUGAUUUCAUUUGAAAGUGAUACUACUUUGGUACCCAAAUAUAGUUCCAAGUUUUACGAUAUUUCACCUGAGACUGGUAAGCUCAUCAAUUACAAGACUUCUGUUCCAUUUGUUAACUUAGGUCUUUCAAAGUUGGACAAAGAAGAUCGUAUUCAUUUUUAUAGUUUGCCCGGCGAACAUAUGGAGAUACCCGAACCUUUCUUUGUGGUUAUUGGGUACGAGUUUUUUGGAGGAUAUCCUGAUUAA